Dujonia railenensis is the source of this 2364-nucleotide messenger RNA. The record is from the annotation of a GenBank genome assembly. Lineage: Eukaryota; Fungi; Ascomycota; Pichiomycetes; Serinales; Debaryomycetaceae.
AUGAUCGAAACAGAUUCUAUUAGCUACUUACCCAUCUCCCUCAGUAACUUCUUUGGGAUCUUGGUCGUAGGUAUCUUGACGUAUGCAGCAUUCGCAGACGAAAACGUGAAGGGCAUUUUCAUUUUUGCCUACAAUUGCUUCUUCAAGCCUUUUGGUAAGAAGAGUAAAUCAGGUGACCAGCAAGAGGAUUUGGAGUCUUUCUACAAGAACCAGGCCUCUAUUUAUGAUCAGACUAGAAAGAUCUUGUUGAAAGGUCGUGAAAAUGCUUUACAGUUGGCUGUCACACAUUUAUUAGCCUCUCACCCAACAGGAAAAGACUUAGUUUGGAUUGAUAUCGGAGGUGGAACUGGUUCUAACUUGGAAUUCAUGAAAAACGUUUACAAGAUUAACAGGAAAAACUUCAGAAAGAUUUAUAUGAUUGACUACUCAUCUUCUUUGUGUGAGCAAGCAAAGAAGAAGUUUUCAAAGGAAAUUGAAUUGGGGGUAGUCGAGAUUUUAUGCUCAGAUGCUUCGAAGUUCGAAAUUCAAGGCUUAAAUAGAGGGGGUGUUGACCUUUUCACUUUCUCAUAUUCUUUAUCAAUGAUUCCAAACUACUAUUCCACCGUUGAUCAUAUUAUCCCAUUUUUGAACAGAGAGCAUGGAAUUGUGUGUUCAAUUGAUUUUGGUACUCAGUCUGACUAUAAUGCUGUUGGUAGAGUCGACACUCUUGGUGGAUUAGUAAACAGGAAUGGUUCCUGGUUAACCAGACAUUUUUGGAACAUUUGGUUUGAAUUUGAUAAAGUUCAUUUGGAUGCAGCUAGAAGAAAUUACCUUGAAUACAAAUUUGGUACUUUAAAAUCAUUGAAUUUGAGAAAUAAAACUUUGGGUAACAUUCCAUACUACAUCUGGAUAGGCUGUGAUAAGUUCAAGUGUGCCAAUUUGAUUGAUAAGAUUAACGCCUACGUUACUGAAUCGCCAUAUCUAUUACCCCAAGGUGUUGAUUCACUUAGCAAUUCUAAAUUAAGAAAGGGGUCAUUCGCUUCAAUAAGUUCUAAUGUCUCAGCAGUUUCCAAGGGCCAUGAAGCUGCAAUUGAAAAUCAAAAAAGAGGUCUACCAUACCCAUCUGUAUAUUAUCAAAAAGACGUCACUAGAGUGUACUAUGAUGAAUUGAAUCCAUUAUUUGAACAAUUCAACAAUCAAUAUAUUUAUGCAUUCACAUGGGAAGAUCCUAGAGAAGAUAUGAACAUAUUGAAUAUCAAUUCUAAUGACUCUAUCUUGGCAAUUACAUCUGCAGGUGAUAAUUUGUUACAUUAUGCUACUUUACCAAACCCCCCAAAAAAAAUUCAUGGUGUUGAUUUAAAUCCUUGUCAAAAUCAUUUACUUGAAUUAAAGUUGGCUUGUUUUAAGGCAAAGCUUGAUCAGGAGAAAAUUUGGCAAAUUUUUGGGGAAGGCAAAUUAGAAACUAAAGAGGAAUUUCUUCAAUUGUUACUCAGCCAGCUAUCUCCUCAUUUAUCUUCAAAUGCCUUACAAUAUUGGGUUGAUAAGGGUCCAAGAACUUUCAGUCCAAAGGGUAAUGGUUUAUACUACGACACAGGUUCUACUAGAUGGGCAUUGAAAUUGGCUAGAUGGUUAUUUGUUAGAUCCAGGUUGACUAGUGCAGUAGAUCAAUUGUGUAAUUCGAAAACCAUGAAGGAACAAAAGGGAAUUUGGGAAAGUAAAAUUAAACCAACUUUAUUUAAUCCUAUCAUUGGUAAGUUAUUAAUUGGAAACUCAGUUUUCCUUUGGAAAGCUUUAGGAGUACCAAUUAAUCAAGCCAAUAUGAUUCAGGGCUCUAUAUUAAAUUAUAUCAUCGAUACUUUAGAUCCAAUUGUUGAGAGAUCUUUAUUAAGUACUGACAACUACUUCUACUACUUGUGUUUACAGGCCAAGUAUGCUAAGAACAACUGCCCAUCAUAUUUAACUAGCGAGGGGUACCAUCAAUUGACAAAAAAGAAUAGUCCAAUUCCAAAUUUCAGACUUCAUACUGAUACCUUGAACGAUGUUUUGAAGCGUUUGUCUUCUCAAUCAUUGACAAUUAUUGUCAUCAUGGAUCACAUGGAUUGGUUUGACCCUCAAGGACAAGAAGCAGAAGAAGAGAUUCAAUUAUUAAACAAUGCACUUCUGGAAAAUGGAAGAGUAAUGUUGAGAUCUGCUUCUACCGAACCUUGGUAUAUUGCAAUCUUCAACGCAAAUGGAUUUAUAUCUGAGCCUGUUGCAGUCAGAGAAUCUGGUAAUUCUAUUGACAGAUGUAACAUGUAUGCAUCAACUUGGGUUUGUACAAAGCGUUCUCCAUUGAGAUCAUUCUCCACAUCAUCUGAUGCUACCAUUAGCUCACUUAAACUUUAG